CCAUAAACCCCCCGGUCACAAGGCGCCCGGACCGAACCGAACAGUGAGUGCGUGACCUGGAGCCUCGAGGCGCUGCUGCGCGGAGACUGCGUUCGAGGUCAAGGGGGCGGAAGGCCGGGCAGGGCAUCGCUGGCUGGCUGGCAGGCAGAGGCACAAAAGGACGGGGACGAGGUCGCGAACCCGAAGCCGAAGCUCGCAGCAGCAGCUUUAAAGCGCAGCUCGCCGAGUCCAAUUGCUCCUUCUCCGACCGCCUCAGGAAGUAGUAUCCCUUCGAAUUCCUUCGUCCCGUGCUUCGUCCGAGCUGCUGCGUUGUUUUGCCAAGACUGUCACGACCCGGGGGUGCAGUCAGUGACUGCCUCGAUUUCCACUCGACAGCCAGAGGAGGAGAAAACGACUUCAAUCAAUUCAUUCAUUCAUUCUUUCAUCCAUUCUUUCUUUCAAUUCGUGAUCAUCGACUUUAUUGUUCUUUCAACCGAGCAAUCAAUUCUCUUCCUUAGUCGUUCGUUUGCAGCCCAGACGGACAGAUAGAUAGAUAGAUAAAUAGACAGGCAGGCAAGCAGGCAGGCAGGUUGAUUAUCAGAUUACAGGUUUGCACGAGAGUCGGAGUGGGAGGGAAUCAGAGAGGAGUGAUCUGCUGGUGAUAUCUAGGACUCUCUAGGCUCGAAGGAUGAGAGUGUGUUGACAGUUUCCCGUCGACGGGGGCGAGACAGAACCGACGGGAAGGAGAGUGAUUGAGAGGGACAGGGAGAGAGAGCUGCUGUCGAGAUUGGAAGGGAAUCGAAGAAUUUGUAGACAAUGCCGGAGCUGAUGAUGCCCGGGGAGCCGGGGUUGCUGGUGCCUAAGCCAGUGAUCGAUGUGGGAACCAUGGGGGGAGGAGUGGGAGCGACGACGGCAGCAGCGGCGCUGGCGAGCGAUUACACGUGGUCGAUGAUCAUCGCCACGAUGGCUUGCGCCGUGAUGGUGGUGGUGAGCGCCAUGAAGGGAGUGAGGCGCUUCAGCUUCGCCUUCACGUAUACCAAUCUGUGGUACAUUUUCGGGAGGAGGGGAAGAUUGAAGGUCCGAUUGCAGUCCUUCACCUCCACCAAUGGCUCCAAUUGCUUCGUGACCACGAGCGGCGAGUUCACUGCCGAGCUCGUCGACGAAGAAGCCGAGAAGCCUUCGGAUUGCAGCUUCCCCGCCGCUCCCUCGGUCGCCAUGCCGCCCGGGCCGUCCAAAGCCGGCUGCAUUGUGGGCACGGAGAUGGUGUUCAUCUACAACAACACGACCUCCAUCUUCUCCACGGGCACCCUGGCGCGAGCUUCCUCCUCGUCCGCCACGACGAAGAAGAAGAGCUACCGCGAGGCGCUCUGCUGCACGUCCUUCAGCUGCUGCAGCAGCUCGCUUGCGCUUGCGCUCGUCCCGCGCGACGCCCUCUCGCGUCGCGCCCUCGCCGCAAGCGACUACCCCGCCGAAUGGCAACUCGGCGCGCGCCGGGCGCUCGCUGCAGCAGGCGAGUCGCAACCCUCGUGGCGCCGGAACUCGCCGGUCCCCGAAUGGGCCUGGAGCCUGCUGGAGCCGCUGGAACUCGCGAGGAUCGCGUCCUCGGUCCCUGCUACCGCGCACCACCAGCGCGAGAGGACAGUCCCGUCCGGGGACUACUACUACCACCAUCACCCCUGGGACGCGGCCCUGACCCUGCGCCUGGCAGGGCCCGAAGAGUGCCGCCGAGGGCCGACGACGACGAGCCGGUCGCGGGAAUUCGUCUUCCCGUCGGGCGUCGUCGCGGGCGCGGCGCAUACCGCUACUCUGAGGAACAAUGUGGUGAAGUUGUGGGACAAUUCGUCGCGGCUCGCUGUGGGGGCGCUCCCCGCGCGACCGUCGUCGCCCGCCGCGUUCGUCUCGUCGCUGGACGUCGACUGGCGCAGGCAGAUGGGCGUGACCGGCAGCUCGAGCGGCGAGCUCUCGUUGUGGGAUCUGGCCAGGGCGCAGUGCGUGACCUCGUCGCGUGGUCCUGCUGGCGGGACCGUGCGCGUGACCGCUGCGGAGCGGUCGCAGCACGACGGAUGGGUCGUCACGGCCGGAAGGUCGCGAGACGACUGCACGAGCUGCUGCGUCUCGCUGUGGGACUCGAGAGCCAUGAGCGCAGCAGCCGGCGGCACGACGUCGAGCGCAGGCGCAUUCUCGGCCGUCGAGGAUCUGAUGUUCCGGGACUACGAAGUCGUAGCUCGAGACGAGAGCUGUAGGAUUUCCAUGCUCGACACCCGGAAGCUGAAUUCCUCGUCUCCGGUGUUCGAGGUUUCCGCCGACGAGCUCAGCAGUGGAUCGGUGCGAGCAGGACGCCGAGGAGAAGACGAAGACGAACUCGAACUCGACAUGUGGUGGGACGAUGCCGCCUCGGCUGCCUCUGCCACUGACGAAUCUACUGAGGAAGACGUUUAUUUCGACGGCGAUUGGGUUGCAGUGGCAGGGGAUCAGGAGUCUGUCAAAUCUCCCUCCGUGCUGUCACGGUGCUUCAGUGCGCUCUCAUCUGCCAUCUCCCGCUAGGGGAUGUGAUGUAGUCAGCAGCAGCCAUUGGAUUCUACACGAUUUUGCCAUUCAUUCUGUAACAUAAAUUCGCUUACGGCACCAAAUAGGAAAACACCAAAAAGGAUCUUCCUCCAUAGGUCUACAAGGUUGAUGUGAAACCUCCGACACCUCUCCCGCUGUAUAGCUAGAUCACGUUAAGGAAGGAAGGAAUUGUUUAUUUACGGUGCGUGUUAGAGUAAGUCGUUCACGGACUGUGGAUCCGGAGGGUGGGUCAUUUUUUCUCAAGUUCAUUUACUGUAAAUACGAUCUUCGAGAGACGACGAAUUGUCGUUCGGUGUACAUAAAUCGUCCCAGCACAGCAGAAGAAAUGAGUCGGCUGAUUAGGAAGUGCCCACUGACUGAAGCUCCAGCAGGAGUCGAUUUCGACAGAUAAGAGCCUGAAUCUCUUCUAGGCGAGUUGAAGUGGAGCGCGAUGGACGAUCGACACAAGAAUGAUGCCCACCCCGUCCGUGGCGAAUAGAAUACUCCGUGGGUGGCUGAGGGCUCUCGUGCAUCGCUCCGACAGCUAUGGGAGCAGUCAGCUCUUGCAGACAGAUAUUAGACGAGACGAGUCCGAGUUACGCGUUUCUCAGACUUCGUCGGCUCUUGUCUUGGUAGCACUUGUUCAUUCGUCCAUAUCCCUUUGAAUCAAAAGAGAAGAAAGCACGUCUCGUCCAAACACUCGGCCGUGCGCUUCGCCAUUUCUUU
This is a messenger RNA of Marchantia polymorpha subsp. ruderalis, 3252 nucleotides long. NCBI's taxonomy places the organism in Eukaryota, Viridiplantae, Streptophyta, Marchantiopsida, Marchantiales, Marchantiaceae. The record is from the annotation of a GenBank genome assembly.